CGAGUCGAACAAAGCCUUAAUAUCUAAGAUUGCUCUUCUGGUUUCUCGUAUCACGAAACUGUCUACAAUAAGAAUGGUGCUGUGGUCAUAUCCUUCAACUCCUAAGCAACUCUCUCUCACUCUCUGCGGUAUCUUCGUCGGAAUCUCCUUCAUCUCCGCCGGCGCUUACCUCUCCUACUCCAACAUCGGCCCUCAACAAGCCCGCGUUAAGGCCCGCAAGGACUACGUCAAAUCACGUCUCAGGCAGCUCCUCCAAGAUUAGUUAGUGCGGAGUAAAUUGGUCCAUACAUGUUUCCAAAUGCUGUUCUUCACCUUUUCGGAUUUCUAGUCUCAGGCGGUUCACAACAACACAAAAGCCAAUAAACCUGUUAGGCCAUCAGCUUUGGAUUACAACGUUGUGUUCUAUGGAAAGCACCCCACAAUCAAGUGUCCAAAUGCCACCUACUGUCAACCUUACACGGGCAUAUACACUUGCUGUUCAAACACCCUCUUUUAGUGAGAUAUGGACCAAGUUUCAUCAUGACACCAUUUCUGAACAGAAUAUUGACGUAGCUGAACUUAAUUUUGAGGAGGAAACCAUGAAAUUAAAGGAUGUACUUAAACUAAGCCAUGAUGAUAUAGAAGUAGUACUUUCUGAAAUUGGAGUUGAUAAUUUUUCCCAACUUGUCUUUAACUUCUUUAACCACAGUGAGGAAACGGCCCGGAAAUGUCUACUUCUUUCUGAAAGCAUCCGCCAUGCUCGCCGCUUAUAUGACCCUCUGGAUAAACUUAUUGAGACCGUAGAUAAAUAUUCCCUUUCUCAAGACCAAUGUGAUGUGGCGUUUGAUGUAUUUCAUCAAAUCGACAAAAUUGAUAAUCCAUUCCCCGGGUCCAACAGCAUUUUCAACGAUAUGCAUAAUUGCUACUUCCAACUGAAGAAACAGAUUGACCUUCUGAUUGGGAAUUCUCGCUCAAAGCUUCAGCUUCUCCGUCAUGCAACCAGAGGUUGUACCAUAUGCUUUCUUGUUGUUGCUGUCGGAGUGGCCACCUGUGCUAUUCUGAUCGCCACUCCUGCUCUCCUUAUCCUCAUUGCUACCCCAGUCUGCCCUGCUUUCUUUCCUAUGAAGAUAAACAAAAGAGAAUCAGCGCGUCUGGUGCAGCUUGAUGGUGCUUUGAGGGAAACUUUUGUGCUUGACAGUUACCUUGAGACCCUUGAUUGUUUAGUUGAUCCUUUGCAUAAUUCAGUGGAGGACCUUAAGCGCAAUGUUCGGUUUGUGCUUGAGAGAAGCAUGGACAAAUAUAUCAUUCAGGAGGUUCUCAAGCAACUGCAAAGAAAGAACCAGAAGUUUGUAGACCAACUUAUUUGUCUUGAGGUGCACUUAUGCCUAUGCUUUACUGCUAUAAACCGGGCUAGAUCUGUCCUUUUCAAUUAUCUACUUUUUCAUCAAAGUCAUCCAUCUUAACAUUCAUAUCUGUUUCUCUUUUUGGUUUGUGAGAAGUGCUAUUAUGUUGAACUUUAAGUUAGUUAAGACUCCCAAAUGUUGUAGACUUGUAGUUUCACAACACAUUCAAGGGGCAGUGAAGUCACACCACACGUAAAUUCAUAUUCAAACAAGGACAAGGCAUGUGGCCUGGAAAAUAAUGGAGCAAAAGUAUCAAGGCAUGGUGGUAUAUUUAAUUUAGAAACCGACAAGAAAUUAUCAAUUGCACGGUUUUGGUUAACCAUGCUGUGAGUUCUGCAUUGUUCAUUUGGAUUUUGCAGUGUGAUUUUAUUCAAGUAUCAUGAAAGUUGGGAUAGAAGAAUAAGUUGUCUACUGAUUUCCACCUAUUUCAUUUUCUUUGCUUUCGUGGUGGUGGUGUUUGGUCCAUUACACAUUGCGGGAAUAAUUUUUCUCAUUUACGCAUGCAUGUCCUGAUUAAUCGUCUCCUCUAUUAUUGUUACCAAAUGUGAACAAAAACCAACCUAGAAGUUUUGAUGUUUUGUACUGGACAUUGAAUUUAGGCUGCUUAGCAGCUAGUUAUGUUCAAAACUAUUUAGAAAUAAUGACAAAUAUGACUGAAAUAAAGGCAAUGGACAAAAAUAUGAUUUAGUCACUAUCUAGUAACUUUAGUGACUAUGCAUAGUAACUAUAGUAACACUUUUAUGUUUAUCCAUUAGUUAUAUUUCAAUGAUACUUGCGGGAAAACCUCAACUAUUUAAGAUGAUUUUUAGUGUACUUUGGCAGGCCUUGAUAACAGGAUCGGAAGUGGUUUCCCUAGGUGAUUUUCUGAUUCCUCAAUUAUCCUUGCUCACAACCAGCACAUAGAGAACUGGAGCCAACUCAAAUCCACGCACCCCUAGGGAUGGACCCAACCAGUUCGGCCCGGACCGGACCGGUUGGUGCUAACCGGGCCCGGGCUUGAGAGGAUUUUAGGUGUAGAAGGAACGGGAAGGAUGUUAGAAGACGUAUAUUAGGUGCGUAAAAUCGACGGCUUAAAUGUGACUUCGGGGCUCGGCACAAAAAUCAAAAAUAUGCAAAGGAGGUCACCGUGAACAGGCGCACCUCUUCAUAUUUUUAGUUUAAUUUUCUGAGCACCCUCCAUUUUUGGUGACUACUGUUCAUGCCGGCUAAUCUCUCCGGGAAGAAAGGUUGGUUGCGGAAGAGAGAGAAAGAUAAGGGGGAAGUAAAGGAAAAUGAAAAAGAAAAAGGAAAAAGGAAAGAAAAACUGAUGAGGCUUGCCACUUUGUGCUGUGCCAGGCCAUAUGUGUGCCACAUGUGCGUCAUGUCAGCAGGUAACCCGCUGACUGGCGGGUUACCUGUUAAAAGUCGAUUUUGACGAAAAUUUCAAAGUAGGAGGACUUAAUUGACGAAACUUAAAGUAGAGGGGCAUAUUUGACUUUCCGUACAAAGUACGAGGGCCAAUCUGACACUUUUCUCUUGUUAUUAGUUUCUUGCCUUUGACAAAUAAAUAAUAGAAUAUUCAUUGCUUUA
This is a messenger RNA of Cuscuta europaea, 2951 nucleotides long. The record is from the annotation of a GenBank genome assembly. Lineage: Eukaryota; Viridiplantae; Streptophyta; Magnoliopsida; Solanales; Convolvulaceae.